Messenger RNA from Cinclus cinclus, 2472 nucleotides. It is a transcript of the gene AHCYL1, whose product is annotated as adenosylhomocysteinase like 1. The transcript is spliced from 17 exons. The coding region runs from base 110 to 1687 and encodes 525 amino acids. The record is from RefSeq and is a predicted model, not a curated record. Gene Ontology annotation, cellular component: cytosol. Gene Ontology annotation, biological process: L-methionine cycle. NCBI's taxonomy places the organism in Eukaryota, Metazoa, Chordata, Aves, Passeriformes, Cinclidae.
CCCAGUUCAACCGGCCCGGAGUGCUCCCCCGCUGCCCGCCCCGCCGUGCUCUGUCCCGUUCUGUCCCGCCGGCGGCCGCGGCCCGCCCCGCGUUCCCCGCCGCAUCAGGAUGUCGGUGCCGGAGCCCGCCGGCGGCGAGGAGAAGCAGGCCAAGGAGGUGGAGGACGCCGAGAAAUAUUCCUUCAUGGCCACCGUCACCAAGGCCCCCAAGAAGCAAAUCCAGUUUGCAGAUGACAUGCAGGAGUUCACCAAAUUCCCAACCAAGACAGGCCGUCGGUCCCUGUCCCGCUCCAUCUCCCAGUCUUCCACCGACAGCUACAGCUCUGCUGCCUCGUACACGGACAGCUCUGAUGACGAGGUGUCCCCCCGAGAGAAGCAACAAACCAACUCCAAGGGCAGCAGCAAUUUCUGUGUGAAGAACAUCAAGCAGGCGGAGUUUGGGCGCCGGGAGAUUGAGAUCGCUGAGCAAGACAUGUCUGCUCUGAUUUCGCUCAGGAAACGAGCCCAGGGGGAGAAGCCUUUGGCUGGAGCUAAGAUCGUGGGCUGUACCCACAUCACAGCACAGACUGCAGUGCUGAUCGAGACGCUGUGUGCCCUGGGGGCACAGUGCCGCUGGUCUGCCUGCAACAUCUACUCCACCCAGAACGAAGUGGCUGCUGCCUUGGCAGAGGCUGGUGUUGCUGUGUUUGCCUGGAAAGGGGAGUCAGAGGAUGAUUUCUGGUGGUGCAUUGACCGCUGUGUUAACGUGGAUGGCUGGCAGGCCAACAUGAUCCUGGAUGAUGGUGGGGACCUGACCCAUUGGGUUUAUAAGAAAUACCCCAGCGUGUUCAAGAAGAUCCGAGGGAUUGUGGAGGAGAGUGUGACCGGUGUCCACAGGCUGUACCAGCUCUCCAAGGCUGGGAAGCUCUGUGUCCCAGCCAUGAACGUGAACGACUCUGUCACCAAGCAGAAGUUUGAUAAUCUGUAUUGCUGCCGGGAAUCCAUCCUGGAUGGCCUGAAGAGGACCACAGAUGUGAUGUUUGGAGGGAAGCAAGUGGUGGUUUGUGGUUAUGGGGAGGUGGGGAAGGGAUGCUGUGCUGCCCUGAAAGCCUUGGGAGCCAUUGUGUACGUCACGGAGAUUGACCCCAUCUGCGCUCUUCAAGCCUGCAUGGAUGGAUUUCGGGUGGUGAAGCUGAGCGAAGUAAUCCGUCAGGUGGAUGUCGUCAUCACCUGCACAGGAAACAAGAACGUGGUGACCAGGGAGCACCUGGACCGGAUGAAGAACAGCUGCAUUGUGUGCAACAUGGGCCACUCCAACACUGAGAUUGACGUGACCAGCCUGCGCAUGCCGGAGCUGACGUGGGAGCGGGUCCGUUCCCAAGUGGACCAUGUCAUCUGGCCAGAUGGGAAACGGGUGGUGCUGCUGGCCGAGGGCCGUCUGCUCAACCUGAGCUGCUCCACAGUCCCCACCUUUGUUCUUUCCAUCACUGCCACCACGCAGGCUCUGGCUCUGAUUGAGCUCUACAACGCCCCCGAGGGUCGGUACAAGCAGGACGUUUACUUGCUGCCCAAGAAGAUGGAUGAGUAUGUGGCCAGUUUGCACCUGCCCUCGUUCGACGCCCACCUAACGGAGCUCACGGACGAUCAGGCCAAAUACCUGGGACUCAACAAAAAUGGGCCUUUCAAACCCAACUACUACAGAUACUGAUGGGACCAUUUCCAUGAAGGACCAGACCACACAAGGCAACAUUUGAGAGAUUAUUUUUAGAAAUAAUUUUUAUUUUGGUUUACCUUUUUUUUUUUUUUCUCUUAACCAUCAUCAGAACCUGUUUUUACAUUUUAUCUGUGAUUUUAAGGUCAGGUUUUCUGUUCUCCCCCUUUUCCAUGAUUGCAUCUGUGUCUGAUCUUGCCAGACAACCUGGAAUUUGCUUCUUGCUUUCAUGUGGCUGAAGCCACUGAUUCCCAGCCCUGGCUCCAGGAGGGGCUUUCCCUUUCCUGCUAUGCCAAGGGCACUUCAUUCCUGCAGCAAUGGUUUAUUUCAGCUUUUGUUUUGUAUCUUUUCCCACCUUUCCAGCCCACGUUGGUCUCAGCCGGGCUCCCUGUGGAUCCGGAGAUGCUCUUCUACCUUAUCUUCUAUUUCUUUGUGUGGAUUAUCUGCAACUUCUAAAUUGCCUUAAAGAGCCCAGUUUUAGCUGCUAGAUCCCUGCUCCGGGUGCUUCCUGGGAGCAGAGUGGCCUGCAGGACACCUGGCAAAGGGGGUGACUGUGCCCAAGCCCAGCCCAGGUCCCUGCGCUGAGGUGGCCCAGGUUUGGUGGCCACUGGCCUGGGUUUGCUGGCCACCUGGGUCCAGGGGAGUUCAGUGUUUCGGGGUGCUAAUCUGAAUCCGGAUGGGGGUCACUUUCCCAGCAUUAUCCUCAUCUCUUCUAGGUUUUUUGUUUAUUUUUUUUAGCCAAACUGCACCUUAAUUGAGUUUUAAACAUCUUUUUCCCCAUU